CACUUGUUCUUGCCCCAGUUCACUAGAAACCUGUUUUCUGACCUCACUUCCCCUGUUCCAGUUUAAUCCACUCGGAUUCUUGAAAUCUGACCCUCUCCAGGGGCACUGUGACAAGAAGGGGAAAAGAAGCAGCCUUACCCUGGAGCUGGCUCCUGCCCCGCCCACGCCCCAACCCCGAUUAGGGGCCAGAGAUCCCGGAGGGAGCCCUACACGUCCCUGUGCCCUUGGGCUACACAUUUCGAUGACAUGGCCCUUUCUCUGUUCAGCAGCACUAGCUGCAAAAGCUUCCUUCUGCAGGUGCCUUGCUACUCAGAUAUGUGAGGAAAAGGGGGAGAUGGAAGCCCUAGAACCCAGGAUCAUCCUGGAACCAGGAGAAACCAGGUCACAAUUUGGGUUUGCAGCCAAAAUGCUUUCAGAGCAGACAGCAGCCCUGGGGGCCGGAUGGGAAUCAAUGAAUGUCCAGCUGGAUGGAGCAGAGCCCCAGGUGGAAAGGAGAAGCCAGGAAGAGGGGCCAUGGAGAACAGCUCCAGGGCCACUGGAACACCUGUGCUAUGACCUUGAAGAGGAGCCACAGUCUCUUCAGGAGAAGGCUCAGUCAGCUCCUUGGGUUCCUGCCAUUCCCCAGGAGGGGAGCACCGGAGACUGGGAGAUGGCAGCUGCACUACUGGCAGCCGGAUCACAGGGCCUGGUAACCAUUAAGGAUGUGUCGCUGUGCUUCUCUCAGGAGGAGUGGCGGAGCCUGGACCCCUCUCAGACAGACUUUUAUGGAGAAUAUGUCAUGCAGGAAAACUGUGGGAUAGUGGUCUCUCUGAGAUUUCCAAUUCCCAAACUGGACAUGCUUUCUCAACUAGAAGGUGGGGAAGAACAAUGGGUCCCUGAUCCCCAGGACUUGGAGGACAGGGACAUCCUGAAGGUCACAUAUACAGGAGAUGGAAGUGAGCACGAGGGGGACACCCCUGAACUAGAAGCAGAACCUCCCAGAAUGUUAUCCAGUGUGUCUGAAGAUACUGUUCUCUGGAAUCCAGAACAGGAUGAAAGCUGGGAUUCCAUGCCCAGGAGCUCCAGAGAAAUGCUUCUGGGCCCACCUUUUCUUCAGGAAGAUAGUUUCUCCAAUCUUCUGUGUAACACAGAGAUGGAUUCCCUUUUAAGACCCCACACAUGCCCUCAGUGUGGGAAACAGUUUGUGUGGGGCUCCCACCUUGCCAGGCACCAGCAAACCCACACUGGGGAGAGGCCCUACAGCUGCCUCAAAUGUGAGAAGAGCUUUGGGCGAAGACAUCACCUGAUCCGGCACCAGAAAACCCAUCUACAUGACAAACCCAGCAGGUGCUCUGAGUGUGGCAAGAAUUUCCGAUGCAACUCCCAUCUGGCCAGCCACCAGAGAGUGCAUGCAGAAGGCAGAUCCUGCAAGCCUCUAGAGGCUGGGGAGAGUCCCGGUGCCAGGAAACGGCAGCGCACCCCACCAGUGCCAAAGUGCCAUGUGUGCACCGAGUGUGGGAAGAGCUUUGGCAGAAGGCACCACCUGGUGAGACACUGGCUGACCCACACCGGGGAGAAGCCCUUCCAGUGCCCUCGCUGUGAGAAGAGUUUUGGCCGCAAACAUCACCUGGACAGGCACCUGCUGACCCACCAGGGACAAAGUCCCCGGAGUAGCUGGGACAGAGGGACAUCUGUCUUUUGAAAUCUGUUUCUCUGCAGCUGUGGUCAAACCCAUCAGUUGGUGCUACCAGGAGUCUCUGCCAGGGCUGCCCUUCUCCUGCACCCCAAUGACCAGAAUCAUGAGUGUUAGCCCCAUCUCUAGAAAGAUGAGGUUCCAGCAUUGGGCAGAGCAUUUCUCACCAGUUCUGUGAGACACGCACAAAAAUAGGGCUCUUUAUACAAAAAAUUUUGGGAAACAGUACAUACUAUAUGGGCUGAUAUUUAGCCUGAGCCCAUUUUCAAGGAUACAGUGGUACCAGCAGUUUGUGGCUGAGGUCCAUUUUGAUUGAUUGGAGCCCAUGCCACACGAGUUGUUAAAUACUUUCGAGUUAUCAGUCUUGUAUACUAUAACUAGUAUAUUUUCUCUCUCUUUCACACACACAUAUCAGCACAGUAUGCACAUUAGCAUACUAAGGCUCUGAAAACUUUUGCAGUAGAGCAAACUGUUAAGCCUGUCUUAAUGUGGUGUUUCCUAAAUUUAUUUGACCUCAGAACCCUUUCUAUUUCA
This is a messenger RNA of Trichechus manatus latirostris (Florida manatee), 2206 nucleotides long. RefSeq names its product zinc finger protein 641 (gene ZNF641). The record is from RefSeq and is a predicted model, not a curated record. Lineage: Eukaryota; Metazoa; Chordata; Mammalia; Sirenia; Trichechidae. The coding region runs from base 242 to 1681 and encodes 479 amino acids. The transcript is spliced from 6 exons. Gene Ontology annotation, biological process: regulation of DNA-templated transcription.